AUGGCGCACCAAGGUCGAGGUGACCUUCAAAGCAUGCAACCUUCCUAUCGUCUAAAUGGGAAGAACUACCUAAAGUGGUCUCAAUUUGUGAAGACCUACUUGAAGGGGAAAGGGAAAAUACAUCACCUCCUUGGAGGAGGACCAAAAGAAGGAGAUCCUAUUUGUGGGGCAUGGGAUGAAGCAGACUCCAUGAUUAUGUCAUGGUUAUGGAAUUCUAUAACUCCAGAAAUUAGCGAUACAUUUAUGUUCCUUUCAACUGCAAAGGACAUAUGGGAUGCUGCCAGACAGACCUCCAAAGCUAGAGAUGCGGCCCAAAUCUUUGAAAUUAAAAUCAAAGUUGGAAGUACAAAGCAAGGGAGUAAGACCGUGACGGAGUAUGCCACCAUUCUACAAAAUCUGUGGCAAGAACUGGAUCACUAUAGGUGCAUAGAAAUCAGAUGUCCGGAAGAUGCUGCGAUCCUAAAAAACUUUAUUGAAAAGAAUAGAGUUUAUGAUUUUCUCGCAGGACUAAAUGCAGAAUAUGACCAAGUUAGGGUUCAAAUUCUUGGCAAGGAGGAGAUGUCAUCACUCAAUGAAACCAUUUCCCUCAUCCGCGCAGAAGAAAGCCGACAAGGAGUGAUGUUAGAACCGAAGGCAGUUGAAAGCUCAGCAAUGGUAAUGAACAAAGAAUCGUCAUGGAAGGAGAAGGGUAAAGAUUCUUCAAAGUUCAAAGACAAGGAUUCACUUUGGUGCAGCUAUUGCAAAAAGUCAAGACACACAAAAAAAACGUGCUGGAAAAUACAUGAAAAACCCCCCAACAAGGAGUGGAAUCAAAAGGGUGAAACAAAGAGCACAUCACAUGCUAACAACACUACAAGUAAGCCAGAAGCACAGUCCAGCCUUGAAGAAUUCAAUAAAGAAGAUAUUGAUAAAUUAAAACGACUUCUGGUAUCUCUUGAAAAACCAAAUGCUUCUUCUUCACUAACACUAUCAG
Molecule: messenger RNA, 973 nt
Organism: Dendrobium catenatum
Lineage: Eukaryota; Viridiplantae; Streptophyta; Magnoliopsida; Asparagales; Orchidaceae
Exons: 1
Source: RefSeq, a predicted model, not a curated record